GGGCUGGGUGGGAGAGUGCGAGGGGGAGCAGCAGCCAGGCAAGAGACGGAGAAGGACCUCUGUGUCUAGUUUCGGCGCUUUUCAUCCAAAAAAGGGGGGAAAUAAAAAAUCGUGACACUGAGAAUCUUCCAGAACUCAGGACGCACCGGAUAAGCUGCACUUUUGGGGUGUGUUUUUUUCGGGACUGGGGGGUUCGGGUCACUGAUCUGCGAGGUUAUGAGCCGUCCGAAGCCGCGUCGGUGCGUCGCUGUCCAGGGUCCUGAGUGAGACGGAGCCAACGGGCGACCACGAAGCCGCAAGUUACAAAGCUCAGGAGCCAUGGAGUUGAGGGUGGGAAACAAAUACCGCCUUGGGAGGAAGAUAGGGAGCGGAUCCUUUGGAGAUAUUUAUCUCGGUUCAAAUAUCGCUACAGGAGAGGAAGUGGCCAUCAAACUGGAAUGUGUGAAGACCAAACAUCCACAGCUCCACAUCGAGAGCAAAUUCUACAAAAUGAUGCAGGGUGGAGUGGGAAUCCCGUCUAUUAAGUGGUGUGGAGCGGAAGGUGAUUACAACGUUAUGGUCAUGGAGCUGCUGGGCCCCAGUCUGGAGGACCUGUUCAACUUCUGCUCCCGCAAGUUCAGUCUGAAAACGGUCCUGCUGCUGGCUGACCAGAUGAUCAGUAGAAUUGAAUACAUCCACUCCAAGAACUUCAUCCACAGAGAUGUGAAGCCCGAUAACUUCCUCAUGGGACUCGGGAAGAAGGGCAACCUGGUCUACAUCAUCGACUUUGGUUUGGCCAAGAAAUACCGCGACGCCCGAACACACCAGCACAUCCCCUACCGUGAGAAUAAGAACCUCACCGGCACCGCCCGCUACGCCUCCAUCAACACCCAUCUGGGCAUUGAGCAGUCGAGACGAGAUGACCUGGAGUCUCUGGGCUACGUUCUCAUGUACUUCAACCUGGGCUCUCUGCCCUGGCAGGGACUCAAGGCUGCCACCAAGAGGCAAAAGUAUGAACGCAUCAGUGAGAAGAAAAUGUCCACCCCCAUUGAGAUGCUCUGCAAGGGAUACCCUUCUGAGUUCUCUACUUACCUGAACUUGUGUCGCUCCCUGCGGUUCGAUGACAAGCCAGACUACUCAUAUCUGAGGCAGCUCUUCAGGAACCUUUUCCACAGACAGGGCUUCUCCUACGACUACGUUUUUGACUGGAAUAUGCUGAAGUUUGGGGCCAGCAGGACAGCGGAGGAUGGCGAGAGGGAGAGGAGGGAGGGAAAAGAAGGGGAGGAGCGAGCGGGAGGAGGCCAGAGAGGAGCUGGAGGUCGAGCUUUGCCGCCUGGUCCAAACCCUUCUGCAGCCAACAGAGUCAGGAAUGAGGCAGAUGCUGCUCCCGCUAACCCGGCCACACGUGGGGUCCAGCAGUCAGGUAAUCGUUCUCCUCAGGCGGGGAGAGCAGAACGAGCCGAGCGAGAGAGGAAGGUGGCCAUGAGGCUUCAUCGCGGGGCCCCUGCAAAUGUCUCCUCCUCUGACCUCACAGCACGCCUCGACCAAUCACGCAUCACUGCAUCACAGGUCAGUGUGCCAUUUGAACAUCUGGCAAAGUGAGUUCCUCCUCGCUGGCCUGCAGGUCAGUGGCAGCAGCUGCAGGGUAUCAAAUACCCCUUACUUUUCAAAUGGAUGAAUGAAAACAUGAAUGAGUGAAGGAGGAGAAGAGGAGCAGGAGGCAGAGGUGGCAUUACAGGCCCUUUAAAGGGGGAUCGAAGGCGUCCGUGUGUCUGUCAGUAUGCGCUGUGAGCAUGCCCAGUGUUAAAGCUUGCUGAGAUGAUGGGAAAAUCAGUGAGACAAACAAACUCUAGGCUGCCAGGGUGUGGCCAGAGAGGGAGGUGGGUGAAACAACACACAGGCCCCACCCCUUCUUCACUCAUAUUCACCUGCCAUCCACUUGGAGGCCAAACUUGCAAAAAAAAUAUAUAUAUAUUUAAAAAAAACAUCAGAGUGCACAAAAUGGACUAAAUUUCAAUUAUUCUGUGGUUUACACCUGUGAUAAAAUUAAAAAAAGUAUCAAUCUGCUAAUGUUUGAGAGCUACAUCUGCUGCUUAUGGUGUUCUUUAUUAUCAAUAAAUAUGUACACAAACAUGGAGACGAACACAAAGUGUAUUCAGGCCUAUAAUACAUAGAUGAGACAGGAGAAUGCUUAAACAUGGACCAGGGAGAGGAUCAGAGGGAGUAAAUGGGAGAGAGUCUGCAGUGAAUUUGAUGAUGGGAGCGAGGCUGCUUUUUGUCCAUCAAUGUGUCCGUCUGUGUUGUCGUGUUAAGUGUUUGUUUUGCCUUCAGCUUUGCUUUAUAGAGGAAAAAAAAAGGAUGGAGGAUAGAGACUGCCGAUGAAUUAUAACAGAAAAAUGUAUUCCUAUUUUUCAGCACACUUGUUACCGUCUUACCGAGGUGAGACUGAGAACACGUUUACUGAAUGUGAAAAGAGGAGGAGGGAGACGGGAUAAAACGAGGAUUGUAUGAUAUGAAAAAGCCUUAGUCCAGCUUGUAACUCCAGGUAUGAAAAGACUUGAGAAAGUUAUAAGAUCUUGGUGGUGAGCAAGUCUGGUGUUACAUUUGUAUUUUUGUUCUUUUGCUUUUCAUUGGUUUUAUAUUACAUGUAAAAUGUGUAGAUACUUUUCGCCAGAAUGUGACAGAUUGUCUAAAGAUGGGGCUGGAGAGAAGAGUACUGUCCCGACACCCCUGAGACAAAAAGAAGUGACAUUUUACUGAAAGCCUUUAGAGUCUGCCAGGAGUGUGUGUUUCGAUUUCCACUGUGGCAGGCAAUGACGCAAAGGUUCUUGUUCUUAUUUUGAGCGGUACUGAUGAAGAAUAGAUGUUUUGUCCCAGGACUGUCAGGAUGGAUGGAUGUCACUGAUUGAAAGGAGAUGACUGAUGUCCUGUACAUUUCUUUCCCAUGCUUCAACUUUAUUACCAUGAUAUUUGUGUAUAUUUUCUGAUUCAAUAAAAAUAUACACAACUUA
Molecule: messenger RNA, 2990 nt
Organism: Amphiprion ocellaris (clown anemonefish)
Lineage: Eukaryota; Metazoa; Chordata; Actinopteri; Pomacentridae
Gene: csnk1e
Product: casein kinase 1, epsilon
Exons: 11
Coding region: 319-1581 (420 amino acids)
Biological process (GO): endocytosis; peptidyl-serine phosphorylation; signal transduction
Cellular component (GO): nucleus; cytoplasm
Molecular function (GO): ATP binding; protein serine/threonine kinase activity
Source: RefSeq, a predicted model, not a curated record